This is a messenger RNA of Vombatus ursinus (common wombat), 4136 nucleotides long. It is a transcript of the gene DYRK2, whose product is annotated as dual specificity tyrosine phosphorylation regulated kinase 2. Gene Ontology annotation, biological process: peptidyl-threonine phosphorylation; peptidyl-serine phosphorylation. Gene Ontology annotation, cellular component: nucleus. The transcript is spliced from 3 exons. The coding region runs from base 82 to 1884 and encodes 600 amino acids. The record is from RefSeq and is a predicted model, not a curated record. Lineage: Eukaryota; Metazoa; Chordata; Mammalia; Diprotodontia; Vombatidae. Gene Ontology annotation, molecular function: protein serine/threonine kinase activity; protein serine/threonine/tyrosine kinase activity; ATP binding.
GGCUGCAGCGAGAAGUAGCAGCAGCAGCAUUGGCAGCAGCAGCAGCGGCCGCCCUGAAAUGCAUUUUCCUCUCCAGCGGCCAUGUUAACCAGGAAACCUGCUGCCGCUUCUGCCGCCUACCCAGCUGGCAGAGGAGGGGAAAGCACCGUCCGUCAGCUGCAGGCUUCGCCGGCACUCGGAGCUGGGGCUCCCCGGAGCGGAGUGGGGACUGGCCCGCCGUCCCCCCUCACCCUGCCGCCUCUCAGGUCCAGCAACACUGCGGCCGCUGCCGCGGCCCACACGAUUACCGGCGGCAAGCACGUUAUGAAUGAUCACCUGGUCAUUGGCAGCCACACACAACUCCAGGUACAGCAGCUUUUCGAAGAUAAUAGUAAUAAGAGGACAGUUCUUACUACACAACCAAACGGGCUUACAACGGUUGGUAAAACUGGAUUGCCACUAGUACAAGACAGACAAUUGGACAGCAUUCAUCGACGUCAAGGGAGCUCCAGCUCUUUGAAGUCCGUAGAAGGAACUGGGAAAGUGAAAGCCGCCUCUAUGACACCAGAACAGGCAAUGAAGCAGUAUGUGCUAAAGCUAACGGCCUUUGAACACCAUGAGAUUUUUAGUUACCCCGAAAUAUACUUUUUGGGUCCAAAUGCGAAGAAACGCCAAGGCACAACCGGCGGGCCAAACAAUGGUGGCUACGAUGAUGAUCAGGGCUCUUAUGUCCAAGUGCCCCAUGAUCACAUUGCUUAUAGGUACGAAGUCCUAAAGGUCAUAGGGAAAGGGAGCUUUGGACAGGUGGUAAAGGCCUAUGACCACAAAGUGCAUCAACAUGUUGCCCUCAAGAUGGUGAGGAACGAAAAGCGUUUCCACCGGCAGGCCGCAGAGGAGAUCCGGAUCCUGGAGCACCUGCGGAAGCAGGAUAAGGACAACAACAUGAACGUCAUCCACAUGCUGGAGAACUUCACUUUCCGCAACCACAUUUGCAUGACCUUUGAGUUGCUGAGUAUGAACCUCUAUGAGCUGAUCAAGAAAAACAAAUUUCAGGGCUUCAGCUUACCCUUGGUUCGAAAAUUUGCCCAUUCAAUUUUGCAGUGCUUGGAUGCUUUGCACAAAAAUAGAAUCAUUCACUGUGACCUUAAGCCCGAGAACAUCUUAUUAAAGCAACAGGGUAGGAGUGGUAUUAAGGUGAUUGAUUUUGGCUCCAGUUGUUAUGAACAUCAGCGUGUCUACACAUACAUUCAGUCGCGUUUUUAUCGGGCACCGGAAGUGAUCCUUGGUGCUCGGUAUGGAAUGCCCAUCGAUAUGUGGAGCUUGGGCUGUAUUCUAGCAGAGCUCCUAACAGGUUACCCUCUCUUGCCUGGGGAAGACGAAGGGGACCAGCUGGCUUGUAUGAUUGAACUUUUGGGCAUGCCUGCCCCCAAACUUCUGGAUGCAUCCAAACGAGCCAAAAAUUUUGUGAGCUCUAAGGGUUAUCCCCGGUACUGCACUGUUACAACUUUGUCUGAUGGUUCCAUCAUUCUAAAUGGCGGCCGCUCCCGAAGGGGGAAACUGAGGGGCCCACCAGAGAGUAGAGAGUGGGGGACUGCACUUAAGGGGUGUGACGAUCCUCUUUUCCUUGAUUUCUUGAAACAGUGUUUAGAAUGGGAUCCCGCCAUACGCAUGACCCCCGGCCAGGCAUUGAGACAUCCCUGGCUUCGGAGGCGCUUGCCAAAGCCUCCAACUGGGGAGAAAACAACAGCAAAACGGAUAACAGAGAGCACUGGUGCUAUAACGUCUAUUUCCAAGUUACCUCCACCUUCAAGCUCAGCAUCCAAACUAAGGACUAAUUUGGCACAAAUGACAGAUGCCAAUGGGAAUAUUCAGCAGAGGACAGUGUUGCCAAAACUUGUUAGCUGAGCUUGAGUGCCCUAAUGCUGGUAAUCCGAGAGAUACUAUAUUGCUGGGCCUUACUCAUUUGAAACAAGUAGCUCAGAUAUGUUUUCAUUUGCUCAAUAAUUUUACUUAUUUGUAUCUUUUUAGCACUUAUUUUAAUGUAAGAGUUGUUCAUUUUGUUUUUAUAAAGUAUAUGGGGACAAUGCUUUAAGUUUUUAUGGUUUUAAAGAAUGUUUUGUCUUCUAAAGUAUGAUGAGCCUUACUGUAUUUCGUGUGGCAGAGUAAUAAAUAUCAGUGGCAGGCCAUUGAUUACGACAUGACUGUCAUGCAUUACAGCUUGGUGUCAAAGAUAAUUCACUAUGUUUUUAUGGGUUCACAUUAUUAUAGUUUCCUCAGAGUGGUUGCCCCAUAGGGCUCUCCCCAUCUUCAACAUUUGCCCACAAAUGGAGCAUGUACUGUUGUUUUCCAAUAACAUUAUCUGGGAUGUAGGAGUAGGAGUGGUUAGGGUGGAAGUGAUCUGUCCUCUGAAGGUACAGCUGUGUCCUACAAUAUUUUGAAAGGUCACUCUUAAGAUCAGUGUCCAAACAAAAGCAAAAAUCAAAUCACUAAGAUAAAUUUUGUCCUAUUAGCAUUCAGACAGUGUGUAAAAAGCUAGAGAAGCAGACUGUGGGUGGAUGAAUGAAGCUGGCAAUCUGCACUCUUCUAAAUCUUACAAUAUGACAGAUGAGCAGCUUUGUAAAGAGAAAGUCAUGUAUUGCAAAAUGUUUUAAACCUAAUUUUAGAUGUGUAGCCCAUGGAGUAUUUCUCUUUCUCUCUGUCCCUUCGUUCGCUCCUUACCUAAACUCCCUUCUGCCCUUCUCCUUGUCCCACUCUGACAUCUCUUGCUUGCAGCCACAGUUUGCUUUCUUUUCUUUCAAGUAGACCCCCGGAUUGUUAACAUAGAAGAGACUUUUCAUUUCUGAUGGAUUAUGACUUCAGUUGAAAACUCUGGGAGAAAAACUAGAUUGACUAACUACGUGUUGUUCCAAGAUGCUACCAAAAGUUUCUUUUAGCCCAGGAGCUCAUUCUUCACUAAGAAAAAGUUAAAUCUCCUCUAUUAACGGAAAUACCUGUAGCUGCCCCGAUUAGGAUUGAUUCACACCAGCACUAAAAAAAAGGAAUAAUUUAAGGACACAUUCAUUUUUUUACUUAUUCUCUAGUAAUGAUAAUUGAAAGAAGAGUAGAAAUUACAUUCCUAUUAUUUUAUUUUACAUUUUAUUUGGAGAGCAUUUCUAGUUUUUGUGGGAGAAGAUACUUCACCUAGAAGAAUAAUAUCCAGCGUUAGGAAAGGGAAUAUUUCUUCUCUGAAUAGUAAUGAUUCCCAUGACUACAAAGUCAGUAUUUCAUCACAAAUUGAUCAACAGUGAGAUGCACCAGAUAACUGAGGGCAAAAGAACAAUGUUACAGAAUGUGUAAUUUAAUACAGAGAGAUUUCUGGCUGUUUGGACAAGAGGCUUUAGUUAGGGUAAUAAAUUAGCAUAAAUGAUUUUUAUAUGAACAGAGAAUCUUAAAUUGCCUAUAAAUUGUUUUACGAGUACUUAAAGCAUGGUCCCCAGUGAGGCCAAGAAAGUUUCCGGUUAAUUUCUUCUCCUAUUUAUCUCACAACUUCAUUUCCUUUUUUUCAAAAUAACAAAACAGUUUUGAACAAAACCUUUUAUUUAGCCUUGUGGGUUGGUUAAUAGUGGAGAAAAAUGCUCAGGAAAUACACAAAUAUUUGCCAAAAAAUCAAUACUUUAAAAUUAAAAUUCAUUUUUAUUAAGGUAUUGGUGUUGAUAUUUGCUUUAAUAUUUAAAGUUGCCACCAAUAAAUUAAUCUGUGCUUUUUCUUUAUUUAAAAAUGAUAGCUUUUGGCCCUAGUUCAAAUAAAAUGUCGUGGAAUACCGAAUGCAAUUCUAUGUAAUUUGUGAGAGUGCAAUAAUAGAUGAAUGUUGCAUUUUAAAUGAUACUAAUGUGAUACACAGCCUGAUCAGUGGCUUUUGAAAUUUAAAUAUCGGCUUAUUUAGUAGUCACAUUCGACCCUAGGAAAUCUGAGGUUUGGUUGCCCUGUGAACCACAAGUCUCUUAAUGAUGGUUAAUUAACAAAACAAAAAUGUCAAGACUCAAUUUGUCUUUUCCUUAUUCCUUUGCUUCUCCUCUCCCCUUUUAAUUUCCAGUUUGUCAAUAUCUAGUUUUAAAUAUUGAAGCCUGAGCCUGAGCCUGCUUUUAAUAUACAUUUCAUAAUAAAACAAUUAAAAACAA